Radiomyces spectabilis is the source of this 1404-nucleotide messenger RNA. RefSeq lists its product as uncharacterized. The coding region runs from base 101 to 991 and encodes 296 amino acids. The record is from RefSeq and is a predicted model, not a curated record. The transcript has a single exon. Lineage: Eukaryota; Fungi; Mucoromycota; Mucoromycetes; Mucorales; Radiomycetaceae.
CCUUUUCUUACUUAAUCUUGCAACAACGACCAUACUUGUUUAGCAGUUUCUUUUCUAUAUUCUUACAAGAUAAAAACAGCAACCUCAAAUAAUUACGUGAAUGAAAUUCCAGCCUGUGUUCGCCUUUCUUUUACCUACCCUAGCGCAUGCUUUACCGUUGCUCUCGACGACAUCCAGCACGACAACGACAAGCAGCGCCACACUGACAGAUUGUAUCGCCGCCGAAUCUCCAUUCCCGGUCCAAAUCGAUCCAUUUGCUCAACUUGUCGCAACCCACUGGCAGUUUGAACAUCUCGAUUCCAUUAUUUCGAAGACUUACAAAGAAAUCUCGACUCAGUUUCAACGUCAUGUUCAAAUUAAUGUGAAGUCAUCUCAGCAGGAGGUGUUUCAGUCCUCGAGCUUUAAUUCUAUCGACACUAUGGAUGUGGAAAUUUUGAAGGCACAAAUAUUUGGUGCUUUACAGGCACACACCGAAGGCAAUCUGCCUUUGGCUUGGGAUCGAUUAGCCGACCGACUAGGAAAACAAGCGAUCGAAUCGUUCAUUCGCAAACUACUGAUUACCCAUUGUUCGGAUGUCGAGCAAGAGGACCCACUCGCCGACUCGGCCGAUCACAUCGACUCGAAAUGCUUGGCAACCAAAGCUGUCCAGCUGUCAUCCGAAUUUGAUCGAUACAUCGCCUAUCACCUGACGCACAUUUUCAAAACAUUGGAUGAACAAGUGUUGCCAGAGUUACUCGAGCACACUUCAAGGGAUCUCGAAGACGUUCUCAAUUAUUUCAACUCGGCUUUUCUUCAGGGCGAAACCAGCCGGUUAACGCUGGAUGUGUUGCCAUGGAAAUAUCAACCUUCCCCGGAAGAAACCAAAAACCAAGAGACGGCCUCUGCCGAUACACUUCAUGAUCGAUUGCUUCACCUGGCAACGGAGCCUGUCAGUUAUGAUCACCAUCCGAAUGAUUUCUUUUCUCAUUUUGCAUGUCUCGCAAGGGCCUAAUGUAUUGUAUUCCAUAUUUUUCUGCUGAAUGAUGUGAUGGAUUUCUGCCAACCAUUGCUUAUUCAACUAUCCCUUUGUAUUAUAUUCCAUUGUAUUUCGUACUCUUUUCUUCUUCAUCACCAUUUUUCUUCAGACUUUUGGGUCUGAUGCCGUCUUUCUCCUUUUUUCGGCUCCCUUUGUGUUUUCCUGCUACAUAUUCCUGUUUUAUAUAACAACGGUGCAUUUCUAUAUGCCAUUUCCAUCAUUUGCGCAUACCCACAUUCCUCUCCUUUUAUCCCUUUAGACGAGCCUUUCACCAUUUUCUCCCUGUUAUAUCUCCUCGUUUUUUUUUGUAUAUACCAAAAAUACAGUCAAUGGAAGAUGUUUGCCAACCAAGGCAAUCACUAAAAUAAUAAACAUGCAUUAUCCAAUCA